Messenger RNA from Cuscuta europaea, 1788 nucleotides. Lineage: Eukaryota; Viridiplantae; Streptophyta; Magnoliopsida; Solanales; Convolvulaceae. The record is from the annotation of a GenBank genome assembly.
GCACAUUUAAAUUUGCACCGCACCGCUACAGACAAGAGGGAGAGCAUUUGUUGGCUUGAGGUAUGGGCUGAAGGGAGCCGGACAGACCCAUUGAAAUCCCAAUUGAAGUGGAGUAUAUCCUCAUAUAAAAUUACAAUCCGUAUCUCAUACGUAAAUCUAUGAACUCGGGAAUCCAUGAUUGAUCUUCGUCUGCUCGUGGGAUGAAAUGGAUAUCCUUCAGUGUCAUAAGACAAGUUCACCUGCAACAUAAUUAUCUCGAUUUUGCAAUGUCUUCAGCCAAAUCACAGUCUGACCAAAGUUCCUGUAAAGCAGCAAAAGAAUUUGACCAUUUCCCUCUCUGUGCUAAUCAGAUUUCAAAGUUACUUGGGGAGGGCCAAUUUGUUGAAUACUAUUUCCCUCAAGCUUAUGCAGGAACUAAUGAUCUCUUGCACUUUAAGGAAUAUGAUGUUUGUAUGACACGUUUACGAAAUAGUCCAGAUGGUGACAACUCAGAAAUGCCAUCUGAAAAAAGGGAGAUUGAGAGUUUCUGGGAUGUUGAUGAUCCGUUUAAAGAAUUGGAUCCCUAUGUCUGCCUUGCCUCCGACCAACCCAUUAAGUCCUUGGGCUCUCAUCCCAUUGGUGUUGAGAAGGCGGCACCAUGGUGGUGUGCAAUUGAUAGGGAGACUCAAUCUUCUUCUUCUUCUUCUUUGGAAUCAUCCAGCUAUAUAAAAAAUUGGGAUCUUCCGCAGUUUCAAUCCAAGUAUUUUGGUAGUGAAUUGCACGCUGGUCUACAUUGUGUCGAUAGCUCGGUUCAGAUAAAAGAGGCAACUAGCUGCAAUUCAGGACAUGUGCCAAUAGUAAGCAAAGUGAAAGCUCAAUUCCCAUCUGGUGUGCAUAUUCUCUCACCACAAGGUUUCAGACAACAAUUGAGUGACAGGAACUUUGAAAUGGCAAACUUGCAAACACAAAGUGGAGGAGGGUCUGGAGAACUCAGCAAAGCUCAGCUGUUUGAAGCACUCUGCCAUUCCCAAACCCGUGCAAGGGAGGCUGAGAGAAUGGCACAACAAGCUUGUGAUGAGAAACAGCAUGUCAUUGAUUUGUUUUUCAAACAGGCUUCCUACCUCUUUGCUUAUCGUCAGUGGCACCAAAUCCUUCAGCUGGAGAUCUUAUGCCUCCAAUUAAGGAAUAAAGACCAAAGCAAGUCUUCUCACAUUCAAGGUCCCUUACCAUUUGGUCAAUUCAAAGGCAGACGAUUGAAAAAAUGUCAAGGUAACCGUAGACCUGCGAGGAAGAAGCAGGGUAUCUCAAGAAUCACAUUGAGCAAGUGUGCUCUUGUUUUUGCUGUUGGUUUAAGCCUUGCUGGCGCGGGUCUCUUUAUAGGAUGGACCUUGGGCUGGCUUUUCCCAGCGUUCUAAUUCACCAUGGACUUCACCUCUGCACUAUUUGUAAGCACAGUAGAUAAUACAAAAUGUCUUUUUCAAAAUUGUGUUGUCAUUUUGACUGUUUUGUGUUUGGUCUUGCUUUAAAUCUCUUGUCACUGUAGAUAGUACCCUGUAAAUAUCAUGUUGGUCUUUAGCUGGUGUUGUAAAGUCUUCCUCAUUCAGAUAAUCAGAUGUAAAUAUGUAUUGCUGUGUCUGCAUUUGUGCCUGUGUAUAAUAUGGCUUCAAAUGCACAACGUUAGUUCAUGCAAAGUAUACAGGGAAAUACGUUGUUAACUAAUGUUUGUAGUUUGUGAAUUGUGAAAUUGUGCCUUUGUAUAGUAUUGUGCCUUUUAUAGUAUUAUCACUUGUGAUUGUAAAACAAUUCAAG